UCCCUGGGACAGAAGGAAUUCCUCUGACCCGAGUGAGGGUCUUGAAGUCAAGGCGUCAUGCCCCCCUCGCCGGCCGAGGUCGUGCUGGCUCCUUAACUCCCGUGCUUGACGUCAUCGUCAUCGCGGUCGGCUUGGUGGCAGAAGCGGGACCCUGCCCAAUGACCCUAGGACCCCUACCAUGGAAGAGACAGUAGACGAUCCCCCCACCUCAGCUGUCCUGCUGGACCACUGUCAUUUCUCUCAGGUCAUCUUUAACAGUGUGGAGAAGUUCUACAUCCCUGGGGGGGACAUCACGUGCUACUACACCCUCACCCAGCAUUUCAUUCCCCGUCGAAAGGAUUGGAUUGGCAUCUUUAGAGUUGGAUGGAAGACAACCCGCGAGUACUACACCUUCAUGUGGGUUACUUUGCCCGUUGACUUAAACAGUGAAUCAGCCAAACAGCAGGAAGUCCAAUUCAAAGCUUACUACCUGCCCAAGGAUGAUGAGUAUUACCAGUUCUGCUAUGUGGAUCAGGAUGGGGUGGUCCGGGGAGCAAGUAUCCCUUUCCAGUUCCGUCCAGAAAAUGAAGAGGACAUCCUGGUUGUUACCACUCAGGGUGAGGUGGAAGAAAUUGAGCAGCACAACAAGGAGCUUUGCAAGGAAAACCGGGAGCUGAAGGACAGCUGUGUCAGCCUCCAGAAGCAAAACUCAGACAUGCAGGCCACGCUCCAAAAGAAGCAGGAGGAGCUGGAAACCCUGAAGAGCAUCAAUAAGAAGUUGGAACAGACAAUGAAAGAACAGAAGGACUGUUGGGAGAUAGAGCUGCUUCAACUGAAAGAACAAAACCAGAAGAUGUCCUCAGAAAAUGAGAAGAUGGGAGUCAGAGUGGAUCAGCUUCAGGCUCAGCUGUCAAAUCAAGGGAGAGAAAUGGAGAAGCUUGUUCAGGGAGUUCAAGAUAAGACAGAGCAGCUGGAGCACCUGAAAGAGGAAAAUGGCCAGCUUUUUCUCAGUUUAACUGAACAGAGGGAGCACCAGAAGAAGCUUGAGCAGACAGUGGAGGAGAUGAAGCAGAAAGAAACUACUGCAGCGAAGAAACAACAGGAGUUAACGGAGCCUAGGAACAAGAAAACAGCAGUGGAGGAGCAGUUAGUACAAGAGGUGGAACGCCUAAAGGCAAAAGUAGAGGCCGGGAAAGCCUGUUUCUUAGAGAAGUACAAAGAGUGUCAACGUCUCCACAAACAGAUCAGGCAACUCAGGGCUGCCACACGGGAGCAGAACAUGGACCUGUCAAAAAGACUGAGUGAGAACAUGAUAAUACAUGAUGUUCUACAGAGAGAGAAAGAGAAAAUGGAAAAAGAAAAUGAUUAUUUGAAGAGAGAGAACAACAGACUGCUGAGUUACAUGGGUCUGGACUGCGACUCUUUAUCAUAUCAAGUGCCCACUUCGAAUCAAGGAGGUACAAGACAAGACCCAGGACUUGUCUUUGGAAACCCAUAUUCUGGUAUCCAAGAAAGUUCUGCCCCGAGCCUGCUCUCCAUCAAGAAAUGCCCCACCUGCAAAUCAGACUUUGCUGCUGAUGUUUUUGAUCACAACUUGGUCUUGGAGCAGCACCUGCAGACCCUUAGAUUGAAUUGUCCGAUAUGUAACAAGACCUUCCCAGCAAAAGAGAAGCAGAUCUUUGAAGACCAUGUGUUCUGCCACACUCUCUAAGUGUCCAGGCCUCCUGGAUUUUAUACAGUAGAACCUAUCGCUUCUUCUAUGAGUUAUGACCUAAGAUCCUGCCUAACCUCAGUUACUAGGAAUUUGCUUAGUCCUGCUGCCCUAUAGGUGGAGUCAUGUCGAUUAUCUGAAGCAUAGUGUUAAGGGCUGUUACUCCCAUCCUUGUGGGUUACAACCUUUUAAGUCACACAACUCCAGCUAUGUCAGCCUCUCACUUAAAAUGCCUAUUCUUGUGAGGGUCUCGAGCAUAAAGGCCCUGCCUGCGUAGGGCUGACCUGGCUCUUCACAGCCGGCCUGACUCAAGUGAGGAGUUUCCCAGGUGGUCCCACUGCCGUUCAAGGUCAGACCUUGAGUAUGUUUGUACUUAGUCCUCACUCCUGACCCUGGGACUGGCAACUGAUCUGGAAUUGAGAAUUUCUUCCUCCUUCUCAGGCCUAGCUCAAAAUGGCAUGGCAGAGAACCCAAACAUCCAAUUUGGAUACCAAAGUUUUCUCACCUUGAUUUCGCAGCUCCCAACAGAAGCAUUCCUGAAUCAUGGACAUGAAAUAUUAUUUAAAUCACAGAAAGUCUUCUUUCUCUUUGUAUUAUACCUCUGAAUGGCAUUUUUCUACUCUGGUUUUUCAUGUGCACAUAACUUUUAUUGUUAUAAGUCCUUUCUUAAUGGUUAGUGGAACUUGUUAGAAACUGUAUGGGUUUGCAACUUUCUGAGCAAGUGAGUUUGAAAAAGGAUAAGUCAAAAUAAUGAGAAUUAUUGUUCAUCACUUUAAUACUAAAAAUAAACUAGUCCUCUACUUCAGGGACUUUAGUAAUUUAAAAUAAA
Messenger RNA from Bubalus bubalis (water buffalo), 2519 nucleotides. It is a transcript of the gene CALCOCO2, whose product is annotated as calcium binding and coiled-coil domain 2. Gene Ontology annotation, biological process: positive regulation of autophagosome maturation; xenophagy. Bases 179 to 1690 code for a protein of 503 amino acids. The transcript is spliced from 14 exons. NCBI's taxonomy places the organism in Eukaryota, Metazoa, Chordata, Mammalia, Artiodactyla, Bovidae. The record is from RefSeq and is a predicted model, not a curated record. Gene Ontology annotation, cellular component: autophagosome; PML body.